Messenger RNA from Pygoscelis adeliae (Adelie penguin), 3096 nucleotides. It is a transcript of the gene PLEKHM2, whose product is annotated as pleckstrin homology domain containing, family M (with RUN domain) member 2. Gene Ontology annotation, molecular function: kinesin binding. Lineage: Eukaryota; Metazoa; Chordata; Aves; Sphenisciformes; Spheniscidae. Gene Ontology annotation, biological process: Golgi organization; lysosome localization; regulation of protein localization. The annotation marks the transcript as partial. The record is from RefSeq and is a predicted model, not a curated record. Gene Ontology annotation, cellular component: endosome membrane. The transcript is spliced from 21 exons.
AUGGCACAGACGCGAAACAGCGCUUGUCCAAACGGACUUUGUGGAUUUGUUUUAGCUCUCCUGCGCUUUGUAACCCAAUGUCCACCCGUGACGCUGAUGAAACUAUUAUGGCAGCUACUAAAGCUGCAGAGCUACUUUGCUGCCUGUGAAGACGAGACGCCGGCCAUCAGAAACCAUGACAAGGUCCUGCAGCGGCUCUGUGAACAUCUGGACCACGCUCUGCUCUAUGGCCUGCAAGAUCUUUCCUCGGGCUACUGGGUGCUGGUCGUUCACUUCACCCGCCGGGAAGCCAUCAAACAGAUAGAAGUGCUUCAACAUGUGGCCACCAACCUGGGACGCAGCCGGGCAUGGCUGUACCUAGCCCUCAACGAAAACUCCUUGGAGAGCUAUUUGAGGCUGUUCCAGGAGAAUCUAAGCCUGCUGCACAAGUACUAUGUCAAGAACGCCCUGGUUUGCAGUCACGAUCAUCUGACCUUGUUCUUAACGCUGGUGUCCGGGCUGGAGUUCAUCCGCUUUGACCUGGAUCUGGACGCUCCUUACCUGGAUCUGGCCCCGUACAUGCCAGAUUACUACAAACCUCAGUACCUGCUAGACUUUGAGGACCGCCUGCCCAGCUCCGUGCACGGCUCGGACAGCCUGUCCCUCAACUCCUUCAACUCGGUCACCUCCACCAACCUGGAAUGGGACGACAGCGCCAUCGCUCCAUCCAGUGAAGAUUAUGAUUUUGGAGAUGUCUUUCCAGCAAUGCAGACCAUGCCCAGCAGAGACUGGGAAGAUAACUCCGAGCAUGACUCCUGCAGCCCUUCUCCGCUGCUCCUUUUCCCUCUGAAGACUAACACGGACCAAGCUGGUUGUGCUACGACCUGUCUGUGCAGCCUGCUGUCCUCAGACCCUGAUGGAGACCUCACGGACACACUCAGCUGCCCACGCUCCACCGCCUCAGAGGCGAACGGCAGCAAGGCCCCCGUGAAGAGCCCGACGCAGCGCUACAACCCCUUCAACGAGGAGAAAGCCGACGCGCCGUCCUCCACCGAGACCACGCCGGUGCACGCAGCUUCCCAGGAGAAGGCAGAAGCCACCCCUGAAGGAACAGAUCAGUCCGAGAGCUGCACAGAGCUAGAGGUCAUCAGGUUAGCCAAGAAGAAGAAAACGGGCAAGAAGAAGAAAGCGAAGCCUGAGGAGCCAAUGAACACCCCUGCGCCCGUAGUGCCCGAGACCCAGCAGGCCAGCGGAGACAGCGGCAUGAACGGGCUGAGUGACAGAGAAGACCCGCAGAGAGAUGAUGGUCCCGCUGCCCCGGCUGGUGAGCCAAGCCCAAGCGGGCAGGAAGAGGGUCGUGACCAUUCUGCCCUCAGCCAGCUGGCUCUACGCAUCCCCGAGAUGAAGGACACGUCCAUGGAGAGUGUGGGGCAGCCGCUGAGCAAGGUGAUGGACAGGCUUAACGGGCAGCUGGACCCCGGUGGCUGGAAUGCCCCCCUCGAGCCCCCCGGGCAGUCCUUUCGGACUGGCACGCCAGGGGAGACCCCGGAUGGAUCGUCCUCUGGCGACUUUAGUGAGGGAAUUUCAGCCCCCAUGGACUUCUACCGCUUUACCGUCGAGAGUCCAAACGCUGCUGCACCAGGUGGUGGCCACCAUGACACUCCAGGGCCUGGCCAACCGCCACAUGUUUCUGGUAGCCCUGAGGCUCCUGAAGAAGAAGAAAGGAGAGAGGGAGAAGCAGCUGGGGCAGUAGAGGAGUCUGGAGGGGCGAGUGACGAACCCCAAACUGGCCAGACAGAAACCGCCAACCCCCAGGCUCUCCACGAGCCGAAGAAGGAGCAGCCCAGCCCUUCCCCGAGCAGUGCCGAGGACUCUGGCGUGGAGGAAGGGCAGGGCAGCCCUUCGGAGCUGACCCAUCCCUCCGAGUUCAGGGUGGAUAACAACCAUCUCCUCCUGCUGAUGAUCCACGUCUUUCGGGAGAACGAGGAACAGUUGUUCAGGAUGAUCCGAAUGAGCACCGGGCACAUGGAGGGGAACCUGCAGCUGAUUUACGUCCUGCUGACAGAUUGCUACGUGUACCUGAUCCGGAAAGGGGCAGCGGAGAAGCCGUACAUGGUGGAGGAGGCCGUUUCCUAUAAUGAGCUGGACUACAUUUCGGUUGGGCUGGAUCAGCAGACGGUGACUCUGGUGUGCACCAAUCGGAGGAAGCAGUUCCUGCUCGACACCGCGGACGUGGCUCUCACCGAGUUCUUCCUGGUCUCCUUGAAGUCAGCCAUGAUCAAAGGGUGCCGGGAGCCCCCAUACCCCAGUAUCCUCACGGACGCCACCAUGGAGAAACUGGCACUCGCAAAGUUCGUGGCCCAGGAGUCCAAGUGCGAGGCCUGCGACGUGGUUGUGCGUUUCUACGGCCUCGUUCACUGGGAAGACCCCAUGGACGAGGCGCUGGGACCCGCCAACAAUAGCUACACCUCCGCCGAAAACGCGGUCACCAAGGACGGCAUCCUGCACUACAAGGCGGGGACCUCCUACCUGGGCAAAGAGCAGUGGAAGACCUGCUUCGUGGUGCUCAGCAAUGGGAUCUUGUACCAGUACCCGGACCGCACAGACGUCACCCCUCUGCUCUCCAUCAACAUGGGUGGCGAGCAGUGUGGGGGAUGCCGGCGCUCCAACACCACCGACCGGCCCCACUCCUUCCAGGUGAUCCUGACGGACCGGCCCUCCCUGGAGCUGAGUGCCGAGAACGAGGAAGAUAUGGCGGACUGGAUGCAGUACUUCUGCCAGGCUGUCUCCAAAGGGGUGAUCCCCCAAGGUGUUGCCCCUACGCCUUGCGUCCCCUGCUGCCUUGUGCUGACGGACGAGAAGGCUUUCACCUGCCACGAGGACUGCCAGACAAGCUUCUUCCGCUCGCUGGGCACCGUGGAGCUGACGGACAUCACUGCCAUCUCCACAGAGGCUGGCAAGGAGUACUGUAUCUUGGAGUUUGCUCAGGACCGCAAGCAGUUCCUGCCCCCCUGGGUCCUCUAUUUUAGUUGCACUACAGAACUGGAGAGGUUCCUCUCGGCGCUGAACGCCACGUGGAGGAACAUCUACCAGGUCGGCCUCCUGCACAAGGCCAUU